Molecule: messenger RNA, 1738 nt
Organism: Phascolarctos cinereus (koala)
Lineage: Eukaryota; Metazoa; Chordata; Mammalia; Diprotodontia; Phascolarctidae
Source: RefSeq, a predicted model, not a curated record
GGGACCUCAGCAGUCCCACUGCAGUUCAUCGCAUUCGCCUCGCCCUCCUUUCCCCCAAUCCUGGCCUCCUCCUUCUCUUCCCCACCUUCUCCCCCCUCCCCUUCCCCCCAGCCCUCCUAGGCUAGGAGUGUCCCAGAGCCGCGCCCUGUCCGGGCUGCGGGGCUGGGAGGGGAGUGGGGGCUCCGGGCCGGUGCAGGGCUCUCUGUCCUCCUCCAGGGCUGCAGCUGCUCCUUCAGACGCUCGGAGCCAGGCCAUGCUGGGGAGGCGGCGGGUCUUCACCCUACAGCCGCUUGGCCGCCAGGCUUUCGUUCGGCUUUCGUGCCGACCUCCCCUCACAGCUUGGGACAGAAAGCAUCUUUUGCAGCGAGCGCCCUUUUCACCAUCCUGGCAGCCCAGACCUUCCAACCAGGAUGGUGGUUGUGAGGAGCCUCUGGGUGGCUGUGUGGUGCUUGGCGCUAAGAGCAUCUAUCUUCGUGUUCAUGACAUGCCCAGGGUAGCCUCUGCUGAGCCCCAGGAUGAUGACUGCAUGGUGAGAGGCUCCAGGGAACAGGCUUCAAGGGACUCUGGGGUGGAAAUGGGGGGAGGGGAAAGUCCUCCUACCACCCCUCCUGGCUUUGAUCUUGGCUCUUCAAGCUUGGAGCUGAGUGGGAGGCCCAAGCUGGCCUCUGUCACUAUGGAACCCCCUGCAGACCUAGACCGGUUCCUGGCCAGCCAGAAACUAGAGCAAGUGGUGGCGAGGUCCCUCUGGCCUCGAUCUUCAUCUACUACGGUACCCAAGUAUCGGAAGCAUCGGAAGCGGAGUGAGCAGGGCCCUGAGGCGUCUCCAGAAAUCAGCGGAGAUCAGAGUGGCGCCGCGGAGGCAGAGGUUGGCUCCCAGCUGAGCCCAGCAGAGUCUCUGGUAGUGGGUUCUGAGUCUGAUGCCUGGGCUUGCCUCCCAGGGCAGGGGCUUCGAUACUUGGAGCACCUGUGCUUGAUGCUGGAGCGAAUGGCCCUGCUCCAACAGUUUCAUCUACAGCUCCAAGAGCAGUGCCAGCAGAUGCCAACUGGCCAAGAAGAGAAGAAUGAGAACUCAGGGCUUGUUCCUUUUCACCCUCGAUCCUCUUCCAUGCUGGGGCUUCAGGAAUUUCAGAAUCCAGUGGAAAAGACAGUGGAAGAGUCAGCCCUGCCUCGACGGGCAGAGGUGCAUAGUGUGAGCACACCAAAUUUGCUAGAGGCACCAGCGGGGGCUGCCCACACAAUCCCAUCCUACCGAGGGCACAGGAAUACUCUAUCUCAUUGGAACAAAGUCAAAGCUUUGAUCAACAGGAUCCGAUGGAAGAGCCCUCAUGCCUCUGAAUCUUCUGUUGCUCAAGAUCCCCCCUUCCCCCAGGAGAGAUUCAGAGGAACUCCCAGAAGGUCCCCUGCAUUACCCUCAACGGAGGGCCUUUAUGCCAAGUUUGGUGGCAAAGAAGCAUCGAGCCAAGAACUUCUCAGUCUGUUGAACCGUCCUACAUGCCAAAGUCCUUUCUUCUCCGUGCCUGGCACAUCAUGGGUAGGGCAGCAUCCCUUCAAUGCAACAGCCUUUACCUGGGCUUACGCUGUUCCUUGCCAUGACUAGUAGCUUGGAGUGGGCUCCGUGAUGUGAGAGCUGGAUCUCUCCCCUUCAAGAUCUCUGGAAUGUGGAGCUUUUGGAUACCUCAGGGAGCCAUAAUUCAUUCCGUCAAUCCUCCACUGAUCAAAACCCUUCUAUAACUUGAUA